Racocetra persica is the source of this 156-nucleotide messenger RNA. NCBI's taxonomy places the organism in Eukaryota, Fungi, Glomeromycota, Glomeromycetes, Diversisporales, Gigasporaceae. The record is from the annotation of a GenBank genome assembly.
AUGAAUCCAUGUAUCGACAAUGCUCAUGAAAUUGAUUCUCAGUCCGUGCGCGACGCACUUAUCAUUUCUCGUCAUUCGUCACAAAUCACUGUAAAAAAUCAGAAAGCUUUUAGAACACAACAACGCCUAUUUCCACCAAAACAAGAAAUUAUUCAG